This is a messenger RNA of Porites evermanni, 4167 nucleotides long. Lineage: Eukaryota; Metazoa; Cnidaria; Anthozoa; Scleractinia; Poritidae. The record is from the annotation of a GenBank genome assembly.
AUGGGAGAUUUCCGGAAAGCCAUAGAGUACCAUGAACGACAGCUCAAAAUUUCGAAAGAAGUGGGAGACAGGGCAGGACAAGGAAUAGCGUGCGGUAAUCUUGGCAUCGCCUAUCGCAGUCUUGGAGAUUUCCAGAAAGCCAUAGAGUACCAUGAACGACACCUAGAAAUUUCGAAAGAAGUGGGAGACAGGGCAAAAGAAGGAAUAGCGUACGGUAAUCUUGGCAUCGCCUAUCGCAGUCUUGGAGAUUUUCAGAAAGCCAUAGAGUACCAUGAACGACAGCUCAAAAUUUCGAAAGAAGUGGGAGACAGGGCAGGAGAAGGAACAGCGUACGGUAAUCUUGGCAUCGCCUAUCGCAGUCUUGGAGAUUUUCAAAAAGCCAUAGAGUACCAUGAACGAGACCUCAAAAUUUCGAAAGAAGUGGGAGACAGGGCACGAGAAGGAAGAGCGUACAAUAAUCUUGGCAACGCCUAUGACAGUCUUGGAGAUUUUCAGAAAGCCAUAGAGUGCCAUGAACGACACCUCAAAAUUUGGAAAGAAGUGGGAGACAGGGCAAAAGAAGGAAAAGCGUACGGCAAUCUUGGCAACGCCUAUGACAGUCUUGGAGAUUUUCAGAAAGCCAUAGAGUACCAUGAACGACACCUCAAAAUUUGGAAAGAAGUGGGAGACAGGGCAGGAGAAGGAAAAACGUACAGUAAUCUUGGUAUCGCCUAUCACAGGCUUGGAGAUUUCCAGAAAGCCAUAGAGUACCAUGAACGACACCUCAAAAUUUGGAAAGAAGUGGGAGACAGGGUAGGAGAAGGAAGAGCGUACGAUAAUCUUGGCAACGCCUAUUACAGUCUUGGAGAUUUCCAGAAAGCCAUAGAGUACCAUGAACGACACCUCAAAAUUUCGAAAGAAGUGGGAGACAGGGCACGAGAAGGAAUAGCGUACGGUAACCUUGGCAACGCCUAUUACAGUCUUGGAGAUUUCCAGAAAGCCAUAGAGUACCAUGAACGACACCUCAAAAUUUGGAAAGAAGUGGGUGACAGGGCAAAAGAAGGAAUAGCGUACGGUAAUAUUGGCAACGCCUAUGACAGUCUUGGAGAUUUCCAGAAAGCCGAAGAGUACCAUGAGCGACACCUCGGAAUUUCGAAAGAAUUGGGAGACAGGAAACGAGAAGGAGAAUCGUCCUGUAAUCUUGGCAACGCCUAUCACAGUCUUGGAGAUUUUCAGAAAGCUAUAGAGUACCAUGAACGACACCUCAAAAUUUCGAAAGAAGUGGGAGACAGGGCAGGAGAAGGAAAAGCGUACGGUAAUCUUGGCGUCGCCUAUUACAGUCUUGGAGAUUUCCAGAAAGCCAUAGAGUACCAUGAACGACACCUCAACAUUUCGAAAGAAGUGGGAGACAGGGCAGGAGAAGGAAAAGCGUACUGUGGUCUUGGCAUCGCCUAUGACAAUCUUGGAGAUUUCCAGAAAGCCAUAGAAUACCAUAAACGAGACCUCAAAAUUUCGAAAAAAGUGGGAGACAGGGCAGGAGAAGGAGGAGCGUACGGUAAUCUUGGCAACGCCUAUGACAGGGUUGGAGAUUUCCAGAAAGCCAUAGAGUACCAUGAACGACACCUCAAAAUUUCGAAAGAAGUGGGAGACAGGGCAGGAGAAGGAAGAGCGUACGGUAAUCUUGGCAACGCCUAUGACAGGGUUGGAGAUUUCCAGAAAGCCAUAGAGUACCAUGAACGACACCUCAAAAUUUCGAAAGAAGUGGGAGACAGGGCAGGAGAAGGAAGAGCGUACGGUAAUCUUGGCAACGCCUAUCACAGGCUUGGAGAUUUCCAGAAAGCCAUAGAGUACCAUGAACGACACCUCAAAAUUUCGAAAGAAGUGGGAGACAGAGCAGGAGAAGGAAGAGCGUACGGUAGUCUUGGCAACGCAUAUCGCCGUCUUGGAGAUUUCCAGAAAGCCAUAGAGUACCAUGAACGACACCUCAAAAUUUGGAAAGAAGUGGGAGACAGAGCAGGCGAAGGAAAAGCGUACGGUGAUCUUGGCAACGCCUAUCGCAGUCUUGGAGAUUUCCAGAAAGCCGUUCAGUGUUAUAACAACAGCGUUACAGCCUUCGACCACAUUAGGAGAAAUCUCAUAUGUAAAGACGAAUGGAAGAUUACCCUUAAAAGUACGUAUGAUCAUAUUAAUUUGAGGCUGUGGGAGCUGCAUUUUAAGGAAGGUAAAGUCAUUGAUGCACUUUUAACUGCUGAUCAAGGACGUGCACGAGCUUUAAAUGAUCUUCUGGAGUUCAAGUAUGGCCUUAAAGGGUUACGCCCAGAAAUAGGAACACUUUCUGAAAGACCAAGUGACUUUGCUAGUUACUUACCACCAAAUACAGCUUUCAUGGGUAUCAGCGAGGGAGGAGUAGUUCUCUGGGUGAACGAGAAGGGAAAUGAAAUCAAAACUAGAAGAACUGAGAUUGAUAGGUCCGUCACAACCUAUUUUCAGUCUCUAUUGGAGGCUACACAUAAAGAAAUAGGUGUAAGAGCUGACGUUAAUUGUGAAGAUCGCUCAUUAAGUAACCCGAGCGAUAAAAAGUUAGCAGAAAAAAGAUCAAGUAAGCCAAAGUCUCAUCCUUCAUAUUUUGAGACAAAGUCAUUGCAAACAUUUUACAACGUUGUCAUAGACCCUAUAAGAGACUUACUCCAGGGCGAUGAGGUUGUGAUUGUUCCACAAGGACCUCUGUGUUUAGCGCCUUAUGCUGCUUUCAUGGACUUAAAAUCAAAGCACCUCUGCGAAACGUUUAGAAUUCGUCUGCUUCCCUCACUUUCUAGUCUGCGAUUAAUCCAAAAUUGUCCAGCAGAUUGGCACAGCAAGACUGGCGCUCUUCUUGUCGGCGAUCCGUGGGUACAGGAGGUGGUUUAUGAAGGAAAGCCGCUUGAUCAGUUAAUUUGGGCCAAGAGGGAAGUGCAGAUGAUUGGGGAAAUACUUCAAAUUGUACCUCUCGUUGGAAUACAGGCAACAAAAGAUGAAGUUUUAAGACGUAUCUCCUCGGUUGCUUUGGUGCACAUUGCUGCUCACGGUAAAAUGGAAACAGGAGAAAUUGCCUUGGCCCCUAACACAACGCGUUCAUCCGUAAAUCCAGCNAAAACUAGAAGAACUGAGAUUGAUAGGUCCGUCACAACCUAUUUUCAGUCUCUAUUGGAGGCUACACAUAAAGAAAUAGGUGUAAGAGCUGACGUUAAUUGUGAAGAUCGCUCAUUAAGUAACCCGAGCGAUAAAAAGUUAGCAGAAAAAAGAUCAAGUAAGCCAAAGUCUCAUCCUUCAUAUUUUGAGACAAAGUCAUUGCAAACAUUUUACAACGUUGUCAUAGACCCUAUAAGAGACUUACUCCAGGGCGAUGAGGUUGUGAUUGUUCCACAAGGACCUCUGUGUUUAGCGCCUUAUGCUGCUUUCAUGGACUUAAAAUCAAAGCACCUCUGCGAAACGUUUAGAAUUCGUCUGCUUCCCUCACUUUCUAGUCUGCGAUUAAUCCAAAAUUGUCCAGCAGAUUGGCACAGCAAGACUGGCGCUCUUCUUGUCGGCGAUCCGUGGGUACAGGAGGUGGUUUAUGAAGGAAAGCCGCUUGAUCAGUUAAUUUGGGCCAAGAGGGAAGUGCAGAUGAUUGGGGAAAUACUUCAAAUUGUACCUCUCGUUGGAAUACAGGCAACAAAAGAUGAAGUUUUAAGACGUAUCUCCUCGGUUGCUUUGGUGCACAUUGCUGCUCACGGUAAAAUGGAAACAGGAGAAAUUGCCUUGGCCCCUAACACAACGCGUUCAUCCGUAAAUCCAGCUAGGGAGGACUAUCUCUUAACUAUGAAAGAUGUUUUAGAUGCGCAGAUUAAGGCAAGACUUGUUGUACUUAGUUGUUGUCAUAGUGCUCGGGGAGAAGUCAAAUCUGAGGGUGUGGUCGGCAUCGCACGGGCUUUUUUGGGAGCCGGUGCUCGUGCUGUUCUGGUGUCCCUGUGGGCGAUCGACGACGAAGCUACUAUGGAGUUCAUGAAAGUUUUCUACCAGCAACUAGUUCAUGGACGAAGUGCCAGUGAGGCCCUGAAUAAGGCCAUGAAAUCCAUGAGAGAAUCUGACCGCUUUAGCGCAGUGAAGUACUGGGCGCCGUUUGUUCUCAUUGGUGAUGACGUAACGCUCGAGUUUGAAGGCAUCGAUUAA